Molecule: messenger RNA, 1092 nt
Organism: Otolemur garnettii (small-eared galago)
Lineage: Eukaryota; Metazoa; Chordata; Mammalia; Primates; Galagidae
Gene: TPRG1
Product: tumor protein p63 regulated 1
Exons: 5
Coding region: 7-846 (279 amino acids)
Cellular component (GO): cytoplasm
Source: RefSeq, a predicted model, not a curated record
GAAGAAAUGUCAACAGUUGGGAAUUUUGAAGGAUUUCAGCCUGUGUCUUUGAAGCAAGAGGGUGAUGACCAACCUUCUGAGACUGAUCGCCUGUCCGUGGAAGAGCUGGAAGCUGGCAAGGACCUAGUGCCAAGGCAGAUUUCCAGGCAGUCAAGUGUGACUGAAUCAACACUUUACCCCAAUCCCUAUCACCACCCUUAUGUCUCACGGAAGUACUUCGUUACACGGCCAGGGGCCAUUGAGACUGCCAUGGAAGACUUGAAAAGCCACAUAACUGAGACUUCUGGAGAGACCAUUCAAGGCUUCUGGCUCUUGACAAAGAUAGAUCACUGGAACAAUGAGAAGGAGAGAAUUUUGCUGCUCACAGACCAGAAUCUCUUGAUCUGCAAAUAUGACUUCAUCAUGCUCAGCUGUGUGGAGCUGCAGCGGAUUCCGCUGAGCGCUAUCUAUCGCAUCUGUCUGGGCAAGUUUGCCUUCCCCGGGAUGUCACUGGAUAAGAGACAAGGAGAGGGCCUUAGGAUCUACUGGGGCAGUCCAGAGGAGCAGUCCAUCUUGUCUCGCUGGAAUCCGUGGUCCACUGAGGUUCCUUAUGCUACCUUCACUGAGCACCCUAUGAAAUACACCAGUGAGAAGUUCCUCAACAUUUGCAAGUUGUCUGGGUUCACAUCUAAGCUUGUUCCAGCUAUCCAGAAUGCUUGCAAGGAUUCCCCCGGAUCUGGAAAAGGGAAGAGGCUGUCGGUGUUAACUGAACCCAUUUUGAUUGAGACCUACGCGGGGCUGAUGUCAUUCAUUGGAAAUCGCAACAAGCUUGGCUACUCCCUUGCCCGUGGGAGUAUUGGCUUUUGAGACUCUUUUUUGGUACCAUAUGUACAGCCCCCACAGAGUUGUCAUUAUGGAAGAUUCCAAUUCAGCCCACCGUAUUUUUUUCUGAAACAAUUAAUUACCUUUAAAUAGCACUGCAUUAUUUUGAAUAUCUAAUAUUUCGGGAAAUCUAAAAGCUUGAUUGAACUGAUAGAUCCACACUUCAGAACUCAAAGAAGAAUAAUUAAAUUUCCUUAAUUCUAGAAAAUAAAUACUGAUAAGCUCAUCAAA